Messenger RNA from Saccostrea echinata, 2040 nucleotides. RefSeq lists its product as uncharacterized. The record is from RefSeq and is a predicted model, not a curated record. The transcript has a single exon. NCBI's taxonomy places the organism in Eukaryota, Metazoa, Mollusca, Bivalvia, Ostreida, Ostreidae. Bases 1 to 2040 code for a protein of 679 amino acids.
AUGGAGCAUAUUCUCCGUCUAUCAGAGAUUCUAUAUGUUGGUCUGUGUCGUAAGAUAGGGACACCAACAGAAGUGGAGAUCAGAAGGGACGUGAAGGACGUUGAGGAGAUGAUAAGGAAACCUGUUACUAUGCACAGAGGGAUGGUGCAGAUGGAUAGUGGUAGUUAUAGAGAGGGAUUUAGGUUUACAUCAUCUGACAAGGAUACAAUGAUGUGGGCUUUUAAAUAUAAACUUAUAACUGACAUAUCUCAGUCUAGCGUUUACAAUACAUCAAAACAUCACAUAAUACUUAUUGAAGAUUCCGAAACCCCACCAGGAUUUAUUAGACUACGGCAUAUGACGUACACACAAGAGAAUACCAUGUUAUCAUUAUGUCUUCUUCCCUUCAACUGCGGAAUAUAUUUAUCUAGUUCACUCUUUAUGGAAUCAGUUUUUAAUUUCUUUAUUAGAGAAAAACAUUUUCAACAGGUGAAUUGCAGAAUCAAUGGUCCUUGUAAUAGUGCGUGUGAAAGAACGAUUGAAUGUGAUAAUGCUUUUUGUUUUGCCACUAUUUAUUGGCCUAAACUUUUAAGAGUUUGGGUUGACAGAUGCCGGAGACAUACCUGGCCGCCUGUGCCUGUGUUGAAAAAUAUUCUACGAAAUGGAUAUCACUGUAUGCCUGUUGGAAGUAAAAUAAUAUCGACGUCUAGCGAAUUAGAAUGGAGAUUGUCGUUUUCUCAAGCCGAACAACAGCUUGUGUUUAUCAUGAAUCAUACACAAUUUCUAUGUUACGGUCUUUUAAAAAUAUUUCUUAAGGAAGUUAUCAAUUACAGGAAGGAACCAUUACUUUGUUCGUAUUACAUGAAAACCACAAUAUUCUGGAUAAUUCAACUUGGACAUUUAGGAUGGUACCCAAACAGUUUACUGGAUUGCUUCUGGAAAUGUUUUAAAUAUCUCAUUCAUUGCGUUUAUUUUGGAGUUUUCCCCAAUUUUUUUAUUUCACAGAACAACAUGUUCAUAAACAAAGUAGUCGGUGAAGCACGUGAUUCUCUUUUUCAACAGCUUUAUCAGUAUUACAGAAUGGGUGUAUCCUGUCUACUGCUGAGUCCGACUCUCAGAUCAAUCCUAGAACCUGCCCUCAUUAGCCCUUUUUUUGUACUAUCCUCUGCUGAGGGAGACUUUAUAUCUGUUAAAGACAUAGAUAAGUGUAGCCUGUCAGAAAUAUUUCGCCUUGUAUUUUAUAAUAUAGGGCUAUCAGAUUGUUAUCUCCACCUGAAAUCAGUUGAUACACUUUCUAGGUUAUCACUCUCACCAUACCAGAUAUUAACAUUACAGUAUUGUGAGGCUGAGACUCUCGUUCAUUUUGCAUUCACACUGGCUAACAGUGCUUCAUGUUAUACACAUAAAGAAGCCUACCUUUUGAAUAGAAUGAUUUGUAACUUGUUGCAACUGGCAGCAAAGCUAGGUUCUGUGUCUCACUUACUUUAUCUUGCAUUGUAUUUUUACAGAACAGGGAAAUAUGAUAAAACACUACAUAUCAUUUAUCUCACUAAACAAAGACUAUCACAGGUCUGUAUAAUGUAUUACGAUACUCCCGACAGGCACAGGUACAAUCAGGCUGUACGUAAUCUCCCUUUGUCUAGAAAGAUGAUGAAAUAUUGGGCUGACAACGUGCAUUUACUCAACUUUAUCCCAUGUAUUGAAGAGUUAAGCUUAGAACAAAAUGGAAUGUUAAUAUUACAUUUAUCACCGUUUCUUACAGUAGAGAUGUUGUCAGUGUUAUCUCACUAUAGACUAGGUAAUAGAUCUCAGUGUUCACAGUCACUGACAGAUCUACAGACACUGCUGCUCUAUGACGAUCGGACAUACGUUCCCUUACGUUUCAGAGACCUAUCCUGGCAGGUACUUGGUAUCUGUCAGCAUGUUGUGGGAGACUUACACGGAGCGUCCCAGUCUUAUGAAGAGUCGCUCAGACAGGAACCCAUCCACAAAAUACAAGAAGCUACAUAUACUAGAAUAAGAUGUGUUAAAAGACAAUUACACAGAAAUACACCGUCAUAG